CUUUCACAGUUCCACUUGUAGCCAUGACUUCGUUUAAGCUCCUACCGUUCCUUUUUCUUCAAAUGUUUUUCACAGCAGCGUCAAUGAUCAAAGCAGCCCCAGCAAACCCAAAGCUCUUUAGAGAAUACAUAGGAGCUGAGAACAAAGGUGUCACUUUCACAGAAGUACCCGUUGAUUCCAAUGUUGAGUUUCACUUCAUCCUCUCCUUUGCUAUUGAUUAUACAACACAAUCUCAUAAUCCUUCUCCCACCAACGGAGACUUUAAUGUCUUCUGGGACACAGAGAACCUCACCGCUGCCCAUGUUUCCGCCAUUAAGGCCCUUCAUCCAAAUGCUAAAGUAGCUCUGAGUCUUGGAGGUGAUACCGUUGGCAACAAAAAUGUGUCCUUCAAUCCUAAAUCAAUCAAUUCUUGGGUUAGAAAUGCUGUCUACUCACUAACUCAGAUAAUCAGAAAAUAUCAUUUGGAUGGAAUUGAUAUUGACUACGAACACUUCCAGACAGAUCCCAAUACAUUUGCCGAAUGCAUUGGGCGACUGUUGUUCUCCCUUAAACAAAACAAUAUUGUGUCCUUCACAUCAAUAGCACCAUAUGAUGAUGACUCGGUGCAGCCAAAUUACUUGGCAUUGUGGGGGAAGUACGGGCAUCUCAUUGACUAUGUUAACUUUCAGUUCUAUGCCUACGACAAGGGCACGACUAUAACUCAGUUUUUGAAAUAUUUUGAGAUGCAGAGCUCAAAUUACAAGGGUGGCAAGAUUCUAGUGAGCUUUGGAACAGAUAACAGCGGGGGUUUGUCUCCUGAACACGGGUUCUUUGCGGCUUGUACUAGGCUUAAACGCGAGGGCAAACUUCAUGGCAUUUUCGUUUGGUCUGCAGAUGACUCCAGGAAGGAUCAUUUUCGUUACGAGAAGCAAUCACAAGCCUUUCUAUCUAGUGUAAUUUGAUCUUUAUUUUUUUUCUUUCCCUUGUUGUAUUUGUUGUUAUUUUAUUCCUAACUGGAAAGAAGAAAAUAAAGAGUCCCUCUUUAUUAUGGUUGUUGCCCAGUCAAUCCCUCUCUAUACUAUGAAUGUUUCCUCCUACCAAAGUUUUUUUGCGACGAUUUGAACCGGCUUGUGGCCAAAUGUUUCCUCCUACCAAAGUUUUUCUUUCCCUUAAUCCCUCUUUAUUAAGGGGAGAUGAAGUGAGAAUUUGGGAAGAUAGAUGGCUCCCAAUUCCCUCUCGGUCCCAUAUUUUUUCCC
This is a messenger RNA of Malus domestica (apple), 1235 nucleotides long. RefSeq names its product chitinase 2-like. The record is from RefSeq and is a predicted model, not a curated record. Gene Ontology annotation, biological process: carbohydrate metabolic process. Gene Ontology annotation, molecular function: hydrolase activity, hydrolyzing O-glycosyl compounds. Lineage: Eukaryota; Viridiplantae; Streptophyta; Magnoliopsida; Rosales; Rosaceae.